CCGAUCAAAACAAGGAAACAGCACUACUACCAAGAUAAAAUCCAGUUGCUUUUACUGUGCUGCCAUCUGAGGCUUACACAGUGGACUGAGUGGUACAAGGAGGCCUUUUCUGUGGACAGAACAAAGGAAAUAGAAAAAUUUCAGUCUCUCAUGGCUCAUGGGAAACAAUCAACUUCAACAGUCCAAUCAAAGGAAGAAGGGGAUAUUGCAAAACCAGCCAAGAAAACUGAAGAAUCUGAUAGAUUCCAAGAAUUGGUUGCAGACAUUGAAGACAUCUUUAACUUUUUAGAAGAGAUGAGGGUACUUGGUAAAGAGAAGCACUACUGGCCAGUUGUUCAGCAGCAGAUUGCAGCAAAAAUACGUCAAAUGGAGAAAAUAGACAAGCAAAGGAGCAAGGAACUCAAAGAAUGGAUCAAAAGUCAUGAGAAGAAUAACUGUUGUACAUACAGGGCAAAAUUAACAAAUAAAUCAUAAACUGCUAAUUAUAUAUUUGCGAACAAAUAAAGCAAAACUACUAAUUUCAAUAGUCACUGCAUUCCACAUAGUAACAUAUUACCUAUAUUAAAGCUUUAUUAGCAAGUCUUAAUU
Schistocerca nitens (vagrant locust) is the source of this 588-nucleotide messenger RNA. RefSeq names its product UPF0193 protein EVG1 homolog. Lineage: Eukaryota; Metazoa; Arthropoda; Insecta; Orthoptera; Acrididae. The transcript has 5 exons. The coding region runs from base 151 to 474 and encodes 107 amino acids. The record is from RefSeq and is a predicted model, not a curated record.